GAUGCUUUUUGGGUGUAACUCAGUAAUCCGGCUCUCUAUUUCUUUGAAACACUUGCUUUCCGCAAAAAUUAGUGUUUAAAUUAAUUGAGCGCAACCCUCAAAAACUAUCUCGACAACUUCAAGGGUCCCCAAUUGACCGUCCUCUCGGAACCUUCCCUCCCGUGCCCCUCAUCGAGUCACUGCGGGAUAAGUUGAUCACCAACACUCCCACUACCACCAGCCUCACCAACACUACCCAACACACCAACCCAGAGAAAAUGGCCUCCUAUAUGAACGCCAGCGAGGCGCUGACCCAGCAACAACUCGCACAAAAUGCAGAGCAACCCAUCGCCCAGUCCGCAUGGGCAAACAAAUACCGCGGGGCGACAGUAGAGGACCUGGACCCCAACCCAGCCCUAUCCGUUUCCCCCGACGAUCUGAUCUCCACCGCCCUGAUGGCCGCUUACGAACGUGACUACACACACCUGACCGUUACCUCCUCGACGAAACGCUCUCUGGUCGGAUACCUGAGCAUCCCCCGACUAAAGGAGCUUCUCAAGGACGGCACUGUCAAGGAAAACGACCCCGUCUCUGCCGCCAUGCAGCGAUUCAACCGCAAGAAGGGCACAUACCAGGUCAUCACGAUGGAGACACCGCUGGAGGAGCUGGAGCAGUUCUUCGAGAGUGAAACCGGUCCUAACGGAGAGAAGAGGGCUAAGCAGGAUUUCGCUGUAGUUACGGAUGUGUCGCGCAAGUUCGUGCUGGGUGUUGCGACAAAGGCGGAUUUGGCUGAGUUCGUGAAGCGGAGACCGAAUUAAGUGGUUGCAUGAUUGCAUAUGAUGGGUUUUCUGGGCUUCUUUUUUUUUGGUUCAUACUUUGCAUUAUAUAAU
Molecule: messenger RNA, 869 nt
Organism: Aspergillus costaricaensis CBS 115574
Lineage: Eukaryota; Fungi; Ascomycota; Eurotiomycetes; Eurotiales; Aspergillaceae
Product: putative cystathionine beta-synthase (beta-thionase)
Exons: 2
Coding region: 258-797 (179 amino acids)
Source: RefSeq, a predicted model, not a curated record